UUUUGGAACGACACAGGAAAUGAGAACAACAUCGCACAUUUUUGCAAAAUAAACCGCGAAUUUUCAACAUAAACAUGCAAGGAUCAGGAGAUAAUGUCGGUGCAAAUGGCGUCCAGAAUAUAAUAUACAGCAUGACGAGCAGUAUGAACAAUGGGGCAGGUAUGCUUAAGCUUGCGCCUGAUCAACUGCCGAGUCCUGAAAAGUUGAAAAGAACCGCCGAUCAGGCAAAUUUGGCCCUACCCGUAGAAUGCACAUUGGAUACUGACAGUGAUGAUGAUGACAGCGAUAUGCAGAAAAUGUACCAAAAGCCCGGUCUCAAGCCUGGUAAAAAAACGAAAGGGCGUGUCAAAAUUAAAAUGGAGUUCAUUGAAAACAAACUUCGAAGAUAUACAACUUUUAGCAAGAGAAAAACAGGGAUCAUGAAAAAGGCUUAUGAACUAUCAACCCUAACUGGGACCCAAGUAAUGUUACUGGUAGCGAGUGAAACUGGGCAUGUAUACACAUUCGCAACACGGAAACUACAGCCAAUGAUUACAAGUGAGAGUGGCAAGGCUCUUAUCCAGACAUGUCUGAAUUCCCCCGACCCCCCACCUGGCCAGCAUAUGAGCGAAUCACAGAGAAUGAACCCUAGUGGAUUUGAAGAGCCAGAUCUUACAUACCCCGCAACUGCAGAGGAGGAGGCUUUAAAGUUAGACCAACAGCAGCAAAUGAUCAGCCAAGUCCCCACCCCCAGGACCUACACUCUCGCCAAUGUCCCUGGCUCAGGUGACCAAAACAAUGCAGCUCAGAAUAUACAUAUAUCGUCAGCAGGCCUUAACCAGGGGAUAUCUAUGACAUCAUACAUGGCUCCAGUCUCAACCCAAACAACAACUCAGGUACAACAAAGUCCAGUAGUCGCCCCCAAUAAACUGUCGACACCAUCCCCCCAGGCAACCACACCUACAAUGGCAGUGCAGCUCCCUGGGGGAAGCUACGCUGCCAUACUGUCUCCCUCAGCAGUCACAGGUAUGCCUCCUGGGACUCCUAUUGCAAUCCCCAUGAGCCAACUAACACAGAAUGCACAACUAAGUACUUCACAAGCAGGCCAAAUAUUUAGGCUACCCCCAGCUAACCAAAAUCUAAUAGAAUAUUCAGCAUCAUCUUCAA
Messenger RNA from Owenia fusiformis, 1146 nucleotides. NCBI's taxonomy places the organism in Eukaryota, Metazoa, Annelida, Polychaeta, Sabellida, Oweniidae. The record is from the annotation of a GenBank genome assembly.